Molecule: messenger RNA, 8184 nt
Organism: Trematomus bernacchii (emerald rockcod)
Lineage: Eukaryota; Metazoa; Chordata; Actinopteri; Perciformes; Nototheniidae
Gene: plxnb3
Product: plexin B3
Biological process (GO): positive regulation of axonogenesis; regulation of GTPase activity; negative regulation of cell adhesion
Cellular component (GO): semaphorin receptor complex
Molecular function (GO): semaphorin receptor activity; protein binding
Source: RefSeq, a predicted model, not a curated record
AUCACAUGAUCUUGCCCGUGUCUGUGAUGUUUGGUCAUGUGACCGUCACCACAGGAAACAUGACUUUCUACGACUGUGAGGCGGUGAGCCGGCUUCACCAGAACUCCAUGUGUGUGUCCUGUGUAAACAGUGUGUGGAGCUGCAGCUGGUGUCCUCUGGAUCAGAUCUGCACCCACAACCAGAGCUGCUCCACACACACCAUCCAGAGGGCCCCCUCCUGUCCUCUGGUCUUCAGUCUGCAGAGCUCUGCCUUGGUGCCGUUGGGCCUGAGCAGCCGAUUGGUUCUGAGAGGGAGGAACCUGGACCUGUUCACAGAUGAAGCACAGUUCGUGUGUGUCGUGGAGAUCGAAGGAGUUCAGUUGAACCUGACAGCUGCUGUAGAGAAAACACACGACAACACACACACCUUCACCUGCAGCGCACACAAGUUUCAGUAUGCUGUCAGCCAGCUUCAGUAUUCUGCUGCUGUCUACCUGAGGAGAGGAGAGAGACGCAUCGACGCCUCACCUGGCCUCCGCCUCCAGCUGUAUGACUGCUCAGCCGGCCAAUCGGAUUGCUCUCAGUGCCGGGCGGUGCCUCCUGAGUACAGCUGUGUGUGGUGCUCAGGAAGCCCCGCCCCCAGCUGUGUUUACAACCAAUCGUGCAGCAGCGUUCCUGCAGACACCUGCCCGCCCCCUCAGAUCACACAGGUGGUACCUGUCUCCGGCCCUCUGGAGGGGGGGGUCCUGGUGACCAUCACAGGCUCUAAUCUGGGGAUGAAGUACCAGGAUGUUGUGGGCGGAGUCACAGUGGCAGGUGUUCAGUGCCCCCCCCUACCUGAGGGCUACCAGAUCUCCACCAGGAUCGUGUGUGAGCUGCAGGCCAGCGGGGGCCCGAGGGAGGGCCCGGUCCUGGUUACCGUGGGAACAACUCCACCUGGCCGGUCCUCCCAGACGUUCACCUAUCAGGACCCCCAGCUGCUGGCCCUGGUUCCUGACAGGGGGCCGGUCUCUGGAGGAACCAGACUCACCAUCAGGGGGCGGAGCCUGCUGACCGGACAGAGGGCGGACCUGAGAGCCUUCCUGGGCCCCCAGCCCUGCUACAUCAUGGAGCAGGUGUCUCACUCUCAGCUGGUGUGUGAGACAGGUCGCAGUAACCGGACCGGACCUGUCUCUCUGCGGCUGUUGUUCGGUCAGGCUGAGCGGACCGUCGCUAAUGCUAGCUUCCGUUACCUUGACGACCCGGUGAUCACCGACGCCUCGCCAGCGGAGAGUUUCUACGCGGGCGGGCGCGUCGUCAUGGUGACAGGCAGGAACCUGGGCGUCGUGCAGCAGCCAAUCAUAGCGGUGUGGGUGGAGCCUGUGGAGGGACAGAGGGUGAAGCGGAGGAGACGAUUGGCUCUGCUCAGCGCUAAGCAACAGCUGGUGUUCAACAGCAGCAGGACCACGGUGUCGGAGCCCUGCUCUGUGCUGUCGUCCUCUCAGAUGACCUGUCUCACCCCCAGAGUGUCCCCAGAGGUCAAAGUGAAGGGAGUCUGGUUCCAGCUGGACAACGUCAGGGUCCACUUUGAGACCAUCAAGGGGCAGAGCUUCAGGUAUUACCCGGACCCGGAGUUCUUCCCUCUGAACAGAGAGGCCCCUGACGUCCCGUACCGCUUCAAACCGGGGGGGGUGAUCGCCGUGGAGGGCCAGGACCUGACCCGGGCCAUCUCCAGACAGGAAGUGAGGGCUCAGCUGGGGGAUCAGGAGUGUGAGGUGAAGACCCUGGAUAACACUCACCUGUACUGCGAGCCCCCCGAGAGCCAGCCGGGGGGGGGCGGGGGCCUGCCCAGCCUCAAGGUGCUGAUGGGGAACCUGCAGGUGGACCUGGGUUCGGUGCAGUACGACAGCAACGGCCUGUCUGUCGUCCCAUUGGCUGCUCAGAUUAGUCUGGGGGCGGGAGCAGCCGUCAUCAUCCUAUCAGUGCUCGUCAUCAUCCUGAUGUACAGGAGGAAGAGUAAACAGGCGCUCAGAGAUUACAAGAAGGUUCUGCUGCAGUUAGAGACUCUGGAGAUCAACGUUGGAGACCAGUGUCGAAAAGAGUUCACAGACCUGAUGACGGAGAUGAUGGACCUCAGCAGUGAUGUGGGGGGGCCGGGCCCCCCCCUGCUGGACUACAAGACGUAUGCAGAGCGGAUCUUCUUCCCCGGCCAGCAGGGGGCGCCGUUCAGCCGCCAGCUGGACCUGCCGGAGCACCGCCGCGUCACCGUGGAGACGGGCCUGCAGAACCUGAGCCUGCUGCUCAACAACCGGCUGUUCCUCACCAGGUUCAUCCACACUCUGGAGGCGCAGCAGGGCUUCUCUCAGAGGGACCGGGGCUACGUGGCCAGCCUUCUGACCGUCGCUCUGCACGACAAGCUGGAGUACUUCACCGAGGUGAUGAAGGGCCUCCUGCAGGACCUGGUGCAGCAGUACGUGGCCAAGAACCCCAAACUCAUGCUGCGCCGGACGGAGACGGUUGUGGAGAAGAUGUUGACCAACUGGAUGUCUAUCUGCCUCUACUCCUUCCUCAAGGUAAACCUGAGGUGGGGGGGGGAGCCUCUCUACAUGCUGUACAGAGCCAUAAAGUACCAGGUGGACAAAGGUCCCGUGGACUCAGUGACGGGGAAAGCUAAACGCACUCUGAACGACAGCCACCUGCUGAGAGAGGACAUCGAGUACUGCUCCAUGACUCUGACAGUGCUGGUGAAGAACGGCCUGGAGGUUCAGCCGAGUCCCGUUAGAGUGUUAGACACAGACACCAUCACACAGGUGAAGGAUAAGAUCCUGGAUCAGGUCUACAGAGGAGCUCCGUUCUCUCAGAGACCGUCAGCAGACAGUCUGGACCUGGAGUGGCGUUCUGGGCAGGCGGGUCACCUGACUCUCUCAGAUGAUGAUGUCACUGCGGUGGUUCAGGGCCGCUGGAAACGAGUUAACACUCUGCAGCACUACAAGGUUCCUGACGGAGCUACCGUGGCUCUGAUCCCCCGCUCCGUGAGCCCAGCUGGAGUCCAUCAGGUGUUCCAGACCGGAGAGAAAACCCCCAUGCUGGAGGGCGAGGAGGACGAGGGGCUGCGGCUCUGGCACCUGGUGAAGAGCAGCGAGGAUCCAGAGAUCCCAAAACACCGGAAGAGCAGCAUGAGGGAGAGAGAGAGAGCCAAGGCCAUACCUGAGAUCUACCUGACCCGCCUGCUGUCCAUGAAGGGGACGCUGCAGAAGUUCGUGGACGAUGUCUUCGUGGCGAUCCUCAGCACGAAACGUCCUCCUCCCAUCGCUGUUCGCUUCUUCUUCGACUUCCUGGACGACAUGGCGGAGAAACACGGCAUCGACGACCCUGAGACCGUCCACAUCUGGAAGACCAACAGUCUCCCUCUCAGGUUCUGGGUGAACAUCCUGAAGAACCCUCAGUUUGUUCUGGAUGUUCAGGUGACCGACAGCAUCGACGCCGUGCUGUCUGUCAUCGCUCAGACCUUCAUCGACUCCUGUACCACCUCGGAGCACAAAGUGGGGCGGGACUCUCCUGUGAACAAGCUGCUGUACGCCAGAGAGAUCCCCCGAUACAAGCAGCUGGUGGAGAGGUAUUACAGUGAUAUCCACAGCUCAGCCUCAGGGUGUUAUCAGGAGAUGAACUCCACUCUGACUGAACUCUCCGGGCAAAGCUUUGCCUCAGAGAUGAACACUCUUGUUGCUCUUCAUGAACUCUACAAGUAUAUCAACAAAUAUUACGACCAGAUCAUCCUGUCUCUGGAGGAGGACGCCUCAGGUCAGAAGAUGCAGUUGGCCUAUCGGCUGCAGCAGGUCGCCGCCCUGGUGGAGAACAAGGUCACUGACCUCUGAUGACCUCUGAUGACCUCUGAUGACCUCUGACCCUUGCUGAGGAAGAAGAGGACGAAGAGACACAAACUCUGUUAACACUGUGUCUUCCUGUGUGUGUGUGUGUGCGUGUGUGUGUGUGUGUGUGUGUGUGUGUGUGUGUGUGUGUGUGUGAGAGAGAGAGAGAGAGAGUUUUUAUAGUCACUCUCAGGAGAUCCAGUUUUUGCAGCAGCAUUCGAACCAAACCUGAAUUGACAAUCCACCAAUCAGAGAGCACCGCCUGCUGCCUUCACUACGUUACCCAGAGUCCUCUGCUCUGUGGGGACUCACUAAGCACACUUUGUAGUUUUUAUAAUCGACCUGCUGAUCUCUGACAUGCUGGGUGUUUUUUAUACUACUGAAGCCAGCAAUAACAGAACCAGAACCACUAACCUGAUCCAGAACCAUCUACCUGGUCCAGAACCAUCUACCUGAUCCAGAACCAUCUACCUGGUCCAGAACCACUAACCUGAUCCAGAACCAUCAACCUGAUCCAGAACCAUCAACCUGAUCCAGAACCAUCAACCUGGUCCAGAACCACUAACCUGAUCCAGAACCAUCAACCUGAUCCAGAACCAUCAACCUGAUCCAGAACCAUCAACCUGGUCCAGAACCACUAACCUGAUCCAGAACCAUCAACCUGAUCCAGAACCAUCAACCUGAUCCAGAACCAUCUACCUGGUCCAGAACCAUCUACCUGGUCCAGAACCACUAACCUGAUCCAGAACCAUCAACCUGGUCCAGAACCACUAACCUGAUCCAGAACCAUCAACCUGAUCCAGAACCAUCAACCUGGUCCAGAACCAUCAACCUGGUCCAGAACCACUAACCUGAUCCAGAACCAUCAACCUGAUCCAGAACCAUCAACCUGAUCCAGAACCAUCUACCUGGUCCAGAACCAUCUACCUGGUCCAGAACCACUAACCUGAUCCAGAACCAUCAACCUGGUCCAGAACCACUAACCUGAUCCAGAACCAUCAACCUGAUCCAGAACCAUCUACCUGGUCCAGAACCAUCUACCUGGUCCAGAACCCCCUCCAGUCUUCCUCUGCUCUCAGGUUUACUUGGUGUGGACUGUGACCACAUGAAGCACUUCCUGUUCCCUGGUCUGUGACCACAUGAAGCACUUCCUGUUCCCAGGACUGUGACCACAUGAAGCACUUCCUGUUCCCUGGUCUGUGACCACAUGAAGCACUUCCUGUUCCCAGGACUGUGACCACAUGAAGCACUUCCUGUUCCCUGGUCUGUGACCACAUGAAGCACUUCCUGUCCCCUGGUCUGUGACCACAUGAAGCACUUCCUGUUCCCUGGACUGUGACCACAUGAAGCACUUCCUGUUCCCUGGUCUGUGACCACAUGAAGCACUUCCUGUUCCCUGGUCUGUGACCACAUGAAGCACUUCCUGUUCCCUGGACUGUGACCACAUGAAGCACUUCCUGUUCCCUGGACUGUGACCACAUGAAGCACUUCCUGUUCCCUGGACUGUGACCACAUGAAGCACUUCCUGUGCCCUGGUCUGGAAGUCAAUGUAUUUUUGCUAACAGGUGUAAUGAACAGAAAACAAAGGAUGUUAAGACGGUGUUUAUAAUUGAACCCUCUGCUUUCACCAGCUAGCGAUGAUGCUAACAUGCUAACAUGCUAACUCGCCUCAACAACAGAUUCUGCACUUUUUACUCUAUUAACAAAUCAGAUUCAGCCUCAGACAGAGACUCCAUUUCACUGAAACUAAAAGACAGUAAAACAAUCUUGAAACGUGGGGAGUGUGUUCGCGUGUGUGUGCGUGCGUGUGUGUGUGUGUGUGUGUGUGCGUGUGUGUGUGUGUGUGUGUGUGUUAGCUAGUUACUAACUUAUUACAUGUACAUACUGUAAGUCCUAUUUAUACCUAUUUAUCCCUGCUGUGCCUUCACUCUGCAGCUAGGUGGCGCUGUCUGUCUCUCAUUGUGUGUCCUGUUGCAUCAUGGGAAGAUAAAUUCAUUGUAUUGUUUUACUCAUAUUGUGAAAGUACAGCUAGCAUAGCAUUACGCUACAAUAACAAACACAAUCUAAACGCACCUGAUCGAGCUCAGGAAAAUCAACGUGAAAUAAAAAACUAAAAACUACUGACAGCUAGCUACUGACGGCUAGCUACUGACGGCUAGUUACUGACAAUUAGCUACUGACGGCUAGCUACUGACGGCUAGUUACUGACAGUUAGCUACUGAGGGCUAGCUACUGACGGCUAGCUACUGACGGCUAGUUACUGACAGUUAGCUACUGAGGGCUAGCUACUGACGGCUAGCUACUGACGGCUAGUUACUGACAGUUAGCUACUGACGACUAGCUACUGACGGUUAGUUACUGACAGUUAGCUACUGAGGGCUAGCUACUAACGGCUAGCUACUGACGGCUAGCUACUGACGGCUAGUUACUGACAGUUAGCUACUGAGGGCUAGCUACUGACGGCUAGUUACUGACAGUUAGCUACUGAGGGCUAGCUACUGAUGGCUAGCUACUGACGGUUAGCUACUGACGGCUAGCUACUGACGGCUAGCUACUGACUGCUAACUACUGACAGUUAGCUACUGACGGCUAGCUACUGACUGCUAGCUACUGACGGCUAGUUACUGACAGUUAGCUACUGAUGGUUAGCUACUGAUGGUUAGCUACUGACGACUAGCUACUGACGGCCAGCUACUGACAGUUAGCUACUGACAGUUAGCUACUGACGGCUAGCAGCACAAUACAACUAGCAUCUCUUGAACAGGGUACUCCCUGGACUCUGUGGUACAGGGUACUUCCUGGACGGUUAUGGCUAGAAAGGACCCGUCUUGUGUAAAACUCUCGCGAGAGUUUGCAAGUCACGUGGCUGAAUGUUUACGUUUGGCAGGCAGCCUUUCAGUUACGAUCGUUAACAUCAGUGGGCCACAGCAAAUGAUGGUGAGAAGCUAAACUAUCUAUUAAUUAUGUAAAUUACAGGGAGUGUGAUUGUUGAAAUAGGAUGUUAGCGGUCUUGCUGUUCAAAGAAGAAUGACAACACUGUAGAUCACCAACACUAUGGUUUAUUUUUUAUUCACAGGCAAGUCAACGUUGUCGCAGUAAAAGUCCCAAGAUGGCUCCUGGUGCAAUAAAAUGUUCCCUUUCAGUGUUUUACUAUUAUGUCUGAUGUUUCUCUAUUAAUAUUGCUGCUGCAUUAAUGUGUAUGUUGCAUGUCACUGCUGUAGAUGUGUUUCCGAGCCGCUCCGAUUACAACGAGAGUUACAACGAGAACGUGACGUCAUAUUUACACAAGACGGAUCCUUUCUAGCCAUAACCUUCCUGGACUCUGUUACAGGGUACUUCCUGGACUCUGGCACAGGGUACUUCCUGGACUCUGUGGUACAGUGAACUUCCUGGACUCUGUUACAGGGUACUUCCUGGACUCUGUUACAGGGUACUUCCUGGACUCUGUUACAGGGUACUUCCUGGACUCUGGUACAGGGUACUUCCUGGACUCUGUUACAGGGUACUUCCUGGACUCUGUGGUACAGGGUACUUCCUGGACUCUGGCACAGGGUACUUCCUGGACUCUGUUACAGGGUACUUCCUGGACUCUGGUACAGGGUACUUCCUGGACUCUGUUACAGGCUACUUCCUGGACUCUGUGGUACAGGGUACUUCCUGGACUCUGGCACAGGGUACUUCCUGGACUCUGUGGUACAGUGAACUUCCUGGACUCUGGUACAGGGUACUUCCUGGACUAUGUGGUACAGGGUACUUCCUGGACUCUGGCACAGGGUACUUCCUGGAUGCUUUCAGUGUAAUGGACUGACCCCGCUCUAAGGCAAUAUGACAGCCUGUCUGCUGGUCUGAAACAGACGAGGCGUUUUCUGAAUGAUCUUCCUGCUUUUCUUCUUAUAAUACCUCUGAUAUAUUUCUGAUGGUUAUCGCUGUUUAAUAUCUCCUCUGUGUUCUGCCUUGCGUGUUUUUUGAGCCUGUGUUUGACCCGUAGUUGUAGUACUCCGCAUGCGUGUGAUGAUGAAGAAGAUGAUGAGGAUGAUGGAGACCUACUGAUCUCUGUACAGUUUUUUAGUCUGGACGUCAAGAAGCCUGUUUGUUACCGAGCGUUUUCUACAAGGGAAUAAAGUGUGUGUGUAUCAGCAGAGUGUGUAUCAGCACAGAGUGUGUAUCAGCAGAGUGUGUAUCAGCACAGAGUGUGUAUCAGCACAGAGUGUGUAUCAGCAGAGUGUGUACAGUCUGCUAACAGGUUGCUAACAGGUUGCUAACAGGUUGCUAUCCGUGUGUAAAUACCUGCAGAUCUGAGUCUGAGACGGCAGGAGGCCGAACCGUUUGUAAAAAUAAAGUUAUAAUUUUAACAGUU